This is a messenger RNA of Acipenser ruthenus (sterlet), 10272 nucleotides long. RefSeq names its product proline-rich transmembrane protein 3-like. The coding region runs from base 4078 to 7959 and encodes 1293 amino acids. The transcript is spliced from 6 exons. NCBI's taxonomy places the organism in Eukaryota, Metazoa, Chordata, Actinopteri, Acipenseriformes, Acipenseridae. The record is from RefSeq and is a predicted model, not a curated record.
GAGUGUGCAGCUCUGUGAGUGUGCAACUCUGUGAGCGUGCAGCUCUGUGAGUGUCAGCGUGCUGCUCUGUGAGUGUGCAGCUCUGUGAGUGUGCUGCUCUGUGAGUGUGCAGCUCUGUGAUUGUGCUGCUCUGUGAGUGUGUCAGUGUGCAGCUCUGUGAGUGUGCUGCUCUGUGUGUCAGCGUGCUGCUCUGUCAGUGUGCUGCUCUGUGAGUGUGCAGCUCUGUGAGUGUGUCAGUGUACAGCUCUGUGAGUGUACAGCUCUGUGAGUGUGCUGCUCUGUGAGUGUGCAGCUCUGUGAGUGUGUCAGUGUACAGCUCUGAGUGUGCAGCUCUGUGAUUGUGCUGCUCUGUCAGUGUGCAGCUCUGUGAUUGUGCUGCUCUGUGAGUGUGUCAGCGUGCUGCUCUGUCAGUGUGCAGCUCUGUGAUUGUGCUGCUCUGUGAGUGUGUCAGCGUGCUGCUCUGUCAGUGUGCAGCUCUGUGAUUGUGCAGCUCUGUCAGUGUAUCAGUGUGCAGCUCUGUGAUUGUGCUGCUCUGUCAGUGUAUCAGUGUGCAGCUCUGUGAGUGUGCUGCUCUGUUAGUGUGUCAGUGUGCAGCUCUGUGAGUGUGCUGCUCUGUGAGUGUGCUGCUCUGUUAGUGUGUCAGUGUGCAGCUCUGUGAGUGUGCAGCUCUGUGAGUGUGUCAGCGUGCUGCUCUGUCAGUGUGCAGCUCUGUGAUUGUGCAGCUCUGUCAGUGUAUCAGUGUGCAGCUCUGUGAUUGUGCUGCUCUGUCAGUGUAUCAGUGUGCAGCUCUGUGAGUGUGCUGCUCUGUUAGUGUGUCAGUGUGCAGCUCUGUGAGUGUGCUGCUCUGUGAGUGUGCUGCUCUGUUAGUGUGUCAGUGUGCAGCUCUGUGAGUGUGCAGCUCUGUGAGUGUGCUGCUCUGUGAGUGUGUCAGCGUGCUGCUCUGUCAGUGUGCAGCUCUGUGAGUGUGUGAGUGUGCAGCUCUGUGAGUGUGCUGCUCUGUGAGUGUGCUGCUCUGUGAGUGUGUGAGUGUGCAGCUCUGUGAGUGUGCUGCUCUGUGAGUGUGCUGCUCUGUUAGUGUGUCAGUGUGCAGCUCUGUGAGUGUGCUGCUCUGUGAUUGUGCUGCUCUGUCAGUGUGCUCUUCGGUUUUAGUUGCCUGCCACAGACAUACGUAGUGCGGGCUAGAUCAGCCAAAGUGUCUUCAUGUAAGAGCAGCGCCAUCUAGAGCACAGCAGUGUACUGCCAGCAACACAAAAGGAAGCUUUACUGUAGCUGACUUGGCAUGUAGCCUGCCUCGCACGCUAGCCUGCAUCUUUCAUCUUUGUAUUGUUUUGUGAGUUCGCAGCUCUGCGAGGUCCUUUCUUUCUGAACUCAUUCCCUUCAUUCCAGCUCCAGAGUGGGCUUGGUGUUUCAAAAAGGAAAGCGCGUCCUGACCUGCACUGUAUUGUUCUUGUGGAAAGUACCUGCUUGUAAUUCUGUGUGGACUGCGUCGCUCUCUUGGGUUUUAUCAGUUUCCUCACUGUUUGUGCUUGUCAUGGUGUUGAAAGCUGAUCUCGCUGGCGGGUAGGGUGAGGGCGCUAUGGCAACCACAAAUAAAAACUAAAAAACACAACUCCAUGAUUCAGUGAUCCGUUUCAUAAGCUUCUGUUAUUUAUUCCAGUCCCUUAUUGCACAAUAAGGGCAUGCUGUGUGUUCAAGCAGAGGCAAGGUAAAGCACAGCUUAGACACUGAUUUAAAACCAGAAAUACGGGAACUAAUGUGUGAGUGAAGAAAUGAAUGAAGGGCAAGACAAUGGCUAAUGAAACGAGGAGCAGCCUGUGUGUGUCGGGUGCGUGCAGGCGUGUUCCUGCCCUGUGCUCAGCGGCAGUGCGUGUUGUCUUGUGUCUCUGUGUCUUCAUCAUGGUUAUAAAUAGUGCGGCUCUUGGCUGACAGAGACAGGAUUACUGAGGAAACUGACUGGCAGUGCGGAUCUACCCAGACACGCUCACACACACACACACACACACAAACAUGCUGACACACACACACACACUUACACACACACUCACGCUGACGCUCACACACACACAAAAUGCUGACAAUCACGCACACACACACACAAAAAAAAUCUAAGAAACAUCCAAAUGAAAAGGCUCUGAUAAGUUUUGCCGCAGGCCGCAAUGGCGUCUCAAUCCAGUUUACGGGAUACUUGCUAAUUCCAGUCAUUUUAAAGAGAGGACAGACGCUGUGGCAUGUGCUGAGUGAUGUGGUCAGCCAGCCGGCUGUUCAGAUCUGUCAGUGUGUCUGUGAUCUGACAGCGAUCAAUUGAGAGCAUACACACACAUGCUAUUGAUAAUUACCCCCCUCUCUCAACCCCCCCAGGGGGGUGACACUCCUAAACCUAAAAAACGCAGAAACACAAAUUCUGAUGGCUGUGUUCAUCUUAAUGUUCUUAUGCACACAGAUCUUUAAGUCGUGCUCCUCUGUGCUUUACAAUGCCAAGACAAUCUCAGAGAAUGAUCUUUACCAAUUCAGCCAUCCCACACAGGCCAGCACAAGCACUUGCAUGGAUCCAACAGCUUGAGACAGGUUCCAGGAAUGAGCUCAGUAAACGUCCUGUCAGUAUUGCAGUAUUGCACUGGCUGUGUGUAAGUGUGGAACUGGACUGUGGACUUGUUUAGAGACAAUUGAUUUCAUUGAUCAUUGUGCCAGAACGCUGGCCUUGUUUCUCAGGUUCUGAACAGGCUGUCGUUUUUCCCAUUCGUCUUACUGUGAUACAGUAUUGUUAAAAGCAGCGCAGAGUGUAUGAAAGCUUCGUACUCUUAGUAUUCUGAUUACCCUCCUAAUCAGAAGUGGUGAGGAGGGAGGUAAGUUCCGUCAAGUGGAGGAGAGGUGUUGUGUAAUCAGACCAGCAUUGCACUGUGCAGAGCAGAGGACUGGAGCCUCAGAGCAAACAUGUUGCACCUCGUGUGAGACUGCCCUGCGGGGGCAGCCAGUAGGAGGCCUGGGAUCCUGGAGAGGGGCGUGGCCUAGCAGCUCAUUUGAAUGGGCAAGCGAGUGCGUGUGUGUGAGAGAGGGAGAGAGCGGGCAGACCUGUGUUUCUGUCCCAGCGAUUGCUCACUUAUUCCACUACGCUCACUCGAGAGGCACACAGGAGAGAAGCAGCUGCAGGAUACGAGGAAUCUGCAACCUCAAGUUCAGCAGGCUAAUUUUACUGCGAAGUGGAAAAACAAUUAAACGCUGAAGAGUGAAGCUGGAUUCCUGCGGAGUGGAGCUGAGCAGCGGUGUUCAGCUCUCCCUUAGUGCCAGAUGUGCUCACGAGGAAGACUGUCACACUGAAAUCUCCCAGCGAUAACUGGUCUGGAACUGACAGAGUUCAGCUUUCUAACAGCUGGAUUAGAUGCUGUGAUAACGGUGAAAGACUAGGAGGGACGGUCAUAAAAGAAAGACAGAGAGGGAGAGAGCGCAGCGAGUGUGUGAAAUCCAGUCCUUCACUUUCUAACUGACUCACAACCGACACCAGCUGACCCCUGUGCUGCCCACCUGACCAGUGCGAACACACAGGCGAGGUCGCAGAGGCUCCUGACAGCCAGAGCUUAACUGGAAAGUAUCUGUACUGGUCAGUGACCAGUGAGCACUCACACAGGAGUGAGUAUACAGAAACGAUCGCUCACGGACACCCAGGCAGAGAGACAGACAGACAGACAGUGUACACCACGUCAGAGUACAGCUUCUGAAAGAUGCAGUCUACCCAUAUGAAAGUGACCCCUGUGUAUGUCUCUUAUAGGUGACAGUGUGAUCAAUAUUAUAUAUAGGUGUUGCAUCUAUACAUCACAUGGCCUCUCUUAUUUUUAAGAAGUUCCUAAUAUAGCAGACUGCACCUCUCUAAACGACCUGCGUUGAGUGCUCUGGGCUCCUGUCCUCUGCAUCCAUCCUCUUCCACACAUCCCUCACCGGUCGCUUCCUCAGUAGGCUGUCUUCGGGAGUCUGCCUGGACGGGACUGAGCCGUGCCAGUGUGAGACAGCGUCCUCGUGUGGAGCACGACAGGAUCGCAGACGUUUUUUACCGUUUCAUUUUCCUCUUGUUCCUGAAGCCUCACAAUGGCUGCCGGGGCCAUUCUUCUUCUGUUGUCCGUCGUUAUCCACCAAUCACCCGCGGCCUCCCCUGUGCAAACCACGCCCUCGUUGAACUUUGACCACAACCUCCUCUCGCCUUCCGAGCUCAGAAACUACUCCUCCGCCCAACGGAAUUCUGACUCGGCCAAUCUGAACUCGGGGCAGCAGCCAGGUCCGCCCACCUUUCCCGUACCCGGCUGGAAUGAAGGUCCGGUAGAGGAGAUGUUGCCAGAACUUCCCUUGGUGGAGUCCAGUAUAGACCCCAGCGUUACAGUGGACAACUCCAUAGACGCUAGUGGUGACGGGGAAGGAGCUGCUACAGAGCCUGGUGAAGAGCAGCUAACAGACCCUGCCAUAGAGCCUGGUGAAGAGCAGCUAGCAGACCCUGCCAUGGCUGCUCCUGAGCCGACUGAGAAGGGUACUCUGCUGCCCCCAGUGGACAAAACUACAGCAGCGACAGCAGCGGGAUCUCCACUUCUGACAGAAGUGGAUUCCAGGACAGCAUCCACAGCUCCCAGUCCCAACAAGGAUGGCUUUACCCAGCUCCUGGAGUCUCCCAUUUCCAGUAAGGAAACUGAGAUGGAUGCGGAUUCAGGAAAGUUCAGAGAGGAUUGGGAAAGCACUAGGGAAAUGGGGAAUAAUACUGUGGAUCCUAAAGGAACUACUGCAACCACCCUCAGCCCUGACUCUCCCAGCGCCAAACUGGAGUCACUGAAUCCACUGGAGGCUCCCCAGUACCUGAAACCAGUAACCAUGAUGGUGCCGCCAUCGUCUCCCACUCCACCCACCCUCACCACAGCGUUCAAAAUGAACCCUGGUGCUACUUCUGCUGGGACCACACCCCAGGGGUGGCCAGGGGCUGGUUUGGCAUUCGAAUCGGACACUGACACCCCCAAAACAGCCGUGAAAACCCAAACUGGGACCCUGCCAACCCCCGCAGAAACAGAAGCCCACCUUCUGGUCCCCCACACCCCAAAACAGGAGCCGGUCACUUUUCCAGAUUCAGGGCGCUACCUUUCCUCCUAUCAGACCACACAAUCCGUGCUUCUGCUGCGGAACCCUCAGGGGGGUGAUGUCACACGCCCGGCUGAUGAGGUCACAAUGGCCAAUUCAAACAACAAUGAUGCUGACCACUUCCUGUCUCCCAGAACAGAUGGGGAAACUGUGGGAAUUCCUGGCCCCGACGCCAACCAGACACCUCAAAACACAGUUCAAACCAAACCCCCAAAUCCCCAGGGUCUUUCAACCACCUCUUCAUCUUCCUCUGUGUAUCCUGUGACCACGGGAACAGUGAGGUACGCAGAGGGCAACACCGCCACCUACAGGGCUACCUUGAUAGUGCAGGCUCAGGCCACCACCCCCUCCUUACUGCUGACCGCUAGGACUGAGAUGACCUCUACCCUCUCACCCGCCACCACCUCCACCGCUGUGCUCAAACCUACGAAGCAGACGAGAGCGGCGCACAAAGUGACCCCCACUAGCCAGCCUCCCCUCACCCCCCUCUCCACAGCGAAGAGGGCGGACAAAGGUGUUACAAAGACCCAGGGGACAACCAGUGAUGACAAUGUGACAUCAUCAGCCCCGAUGGGGGUCGUUCCCGUGGGAGGGGCCGAGCUAACGACAGCCAAUCACCAGUGGAGAACAGAUCCCAACAAGAGACUGACCCCCACUCCGCCACAGAAGGGGGGCCGACGCUUCAUCCCCAAAGACCCCCCCCUGGUGAACGAGGCCGCGCCCACCCUGGGACGGCCGGCCGGCAGCAGCCCUGGCCCGGCUGUGGUGACCCCCAGCCCACCUGCCCCGCAGCCCUGUCCCGGAGGCCUCGGAGCAUGCAGCCUGCUCCCCCUCCCCAACAGGACCUCGUCCCUGCGCUGGAUGGACCUGCGGCGCACGCUCUCCUUCGCCUGGGAGAUGCAUGUCUUCGGCACUGCGGCGCUCUUUCUCCUGCUGGCCCUGGGGGGGCUGAUAAACCUGAUCGGGACCCCCAUUCUCGAGCCCUCUGCCCGGGCUUGCCUGGGACUCGCCAACGCUCUGCUGGUUGUAGCUGGGGUGGUCCGGGGCGGCUAUUUCCUGACCGACCCCUACGGGACUAAAGACCUGCUUCCCCGGCCGGCUGUCAUAGGGCUCUACAAUCUGGGCUUCCCUCUGCUCCUCUCCGCCUUCGGGGUGCUGUGUCUGUUGGGGUACAGGACGGCCGGGCUGCAGGUGCUCCCCGAUGGCCUCCAGCGUCUGCCCCUGGCUGGGGUGGUGGCCCUCCUGCACUCCACUCUCCUCCUGGCCGUGGAUCUCCUCUUCCUCGCCCUCAACCCUUCCGUCCACAUGGUCCUGCAGGUGCUGUCUGUGUCCUGGGGGGCCUUCCUCACCGCCGGGUUCCUCUACACUUACCCCCGGCUGCGGAGACAGGCCGCCAGCCCCUCGCUGGAGGAAGGGGGCUUCGGGACGGUCGACGGCUGCAAUAACGCGAUGGCCGUGGCCUCUGGUCUGAGCUCCAGGAGCAAGACGGUCCUACUCCUCUGGCGGGUGCUGGCUAUCUGCGCGGUGCUGGGCUUGCUGUGUUGUGGACUGCAGGUCUAUGCUGUCCUCUGGCUCUACGGCAUCCUGGGGGACUGGCGGCACUUCACCUGGGCCUGGUGGCUGGUCCAGUUCUGGUACCGGCUGCUGGAGCUGGCUUGGGGCUUCUUCAUGCUGGUGGUGGCUUCCUGGAUCUUCUGGCGCCGAGGAGGAGGUGGGGAGGAUGGCGGCUGCACCGACAGCCACACCUGCUGGGUGAAGAUCUUGCAGAGCUUCUGCGGCCGGAGACAGCAGAAACUGGACAGCAACGGGGGCAGCUCCAACGGGAUCGGGAGCAACGCCGAGUUCCCCAACAACUGGGCCUCCCAGGAACGCAACGGAGCAGAUAUCAGCAAGAGCCUGAUCCGGAACCGCCCGGAAACCCUGCCCCUGAGGGCCCUGAAGGAGAGCAACGAGCGCCAAGCCAGGCUGGCCCUCCAGGGCGGCUCCACCAGCUCCCUGCUGUUCCUGAGGCAUGGGCUGGGGUCCAGGGGCAAGCUUCACAACCUGUCCCUGCUGCGGCGGUCCCACAGCACCGUGUGCCUCGAGAAGGAGUCCAUCCUCUCACUCGCGGACUUCGACCUCCGGCCACCGUCCCCCAUCGACCUGAGCCGCAGCAUCGACGAGGCUCUCUUCAGGGAGCACCUGGUGAAGGACAGCCUGUUCAGCAGCUUCAUCCCUCACCGCUGGCUCAACGCUGCGGAUUCACGCACUUCCCUGGCGGGGGAGCUGUCCUCCACCCGCACGGGUUGCGAGCCUCUACUGCUGUCCUCUGUGGCCGCCUCGUCCCCUGCUGGCUUCAGAUACCGGCGCAGCAGCGACCCCAACUUUCUGUACAGCCUGGCAAAGGGCAGCUCGUGGGCAGAGCCUAGCGGGCAGACGGAGAGGGAGGAAUGUGAGAAGGAGGAGGAGAAAGAGAGGGAGACUGCCUUCCAAGGAAAACACAGCUCUACUCCCUCCAGCAGUAAUUUGACCACAGCAGUGACCACCAGCCUAGCAACAGGUUCAAAGACCCCCAAACACUUGCCAAGGACUCCCCCCAUUAGUACCGGCAGUCCGCUCACACCUCCGGUCUCAAUCCGCUUGCACCGGACCCCCUCCAACAACACCUCUCUGGACAGCCUCUCCGGGACCUCUCUCUCUCUGCAGACCGGGCAGGGCAUCACGCCCACGGACGACCUUCGGGAGCCCUUCCUAGGGGUCAGGGUUCAGGGGUCGGAGCUGGACGACUCGGAGAGGGAGGCCAGGCGGAGCUUCCUGGAGAUCAGCCGACAGAUCGACUCGCUCAGCAUCUGCAGCGACACCAUCGACCUGUGAGCCCAAGGAGCGACUGCGCCCCCUGGAGGAUGAGUGAAUGCCAUGCCCAUGCCGUGACUGCUGCUCCUGCACUCAUUGCAGUACAGUGUUUAUAGAGACACCACUUUUUUUUCUUUUUUUUUUUUUGUUUGGUGCGGGUUGCAGAUCAAAAAUACUACUGUGACGAGUCCCUGAGUGUUAAAAAAUAAAUAAAAAAGGCUUGUGACCCGUUCCUAAUCAGGGAGCGCUUCACAUAAACUUUCUUUUUAAAGACCACUUGAAGAGAGGAACAACAGAGAUGGACCGAGCAUAUGAAGUGACGCUUUCAAUAAGAGACUAUUAAAGCCACGCGGCAGUGCCUUUGUCAAUGUUAUUAGCAAAGCAGGCCAGCAUAUCACACGUGGAGCACGUUGUACAGACUGUGUGGACUUGUUUAUUCACACUUGACGGGAAUAAGCGAUGGGAAGAUGCUUCAGUUUCUGAGCUAUACUAGACUGACUUAAAAGGCGAUUUUAAUAUAUUAUUAUUGGUAUUAUUAUUAAGAAUAUUAUUUUGUAUUAAUUGUAUCAUUUUUUUAUCAUUGUUAGUGUUCUAUUCUGUAAUAGAAUACUGACAAGCCAGUACGUCUUUUUUUUUUUACUUACUUGAACCUUGAAAAGUGAAACCUGAACAUCAGAGCCUCUAUCUAUGUUGCAGGGAUGGAAAUAAAGACUCCUGUUGCACAGCAGUUUCAUCCAUUCCUGGUUUUACUAUGAGUUUAAUAAGACACACCUGAACUUGUUACCUGUACACUGUGGCUAAUCAAGCAAAUAUACACAUCUGGAAUGGAUGAAACAGCUAUGCAAUAGGAUUCUUAUUUCCAUCCCUAAUAUUGUGUGUUUAAAAAUACAGGACAGAGACUUUAAAAGGACUUGACAGUAUCUCGAGCAACUAGCGCCAUCUGCUGAGUCUUACAAGUACUUGCUAUUAAGCUACAGAGCAGUAUUGUAGUGUAGUUCAGAUCCCAGUGUAUAUAAUGCAUCUCUAAUGCAAUGGAAUGUUUUUUCCUCACACAAAUAGGGACAGAAGCUGUUCCAAUGAAACUCUGUAGAAAUAUUCCAGGAAUACCCUUCACUGUUUUUCCAUGAAGCCCCCCACAUUCCGGUGUCCGUUUGGUGUAACGUUGCGCUGCUUCAUAAGCUACAUUUCAUUUCAUUUCAUUACGUCUCAGUACAUUUCAGUGCAUCUCAAUGCAUCUCAAUAGAGCUGCUAUGAUCAGGAUGCAGGAGGUGUUGGGUUUGACUAACUUGUGGGUGAAAGAAAGAAAAAAAGGGUUGCAGUGGGUUUGAGUCGGACAAUGGUUCAAGAAAGUGCUGGGCUGCAGGGUGGAAGGCAGUGGGUCUGAGUCGGACAAUGGUUCAAGAAAGUGCUGGGCUGCAGGGUGGAAGGCAGUGGGUUUGAGUAGGACAAUGGUUCGAGAAAGUGCUGGGCUGCAGUAGGUUUGAGUAGCUCAAUGGUUCGAGAAAGUCCUGGGCUGCAGUGGGUUUGAGUAGCUCAAUGGUUCGAGAAAGUGCUGGGCUGCAGUGGGUUUGAGUAGCUCAAUGGUUCGAGAAAGUGCUGGGCUGCAGUGGGUUUGAAUAGCUCAGUGGUUAGAGCACACAUUCACACACAUUUCUUAGAAGUACAACACACAACACAAGCUGCUUGUAUACAACACUCCUAUCAUUUAGAAGCCAAGACUAACGUUAAGAAACCCACGUGUCAGUCGCAUGCUGCAUUCAGAAGUUGAAAUCAGAACAGAAGGGUCAUUAUCAAUGGUUAAGUGACUGGUAGCAGUGCAGGUGUCUGUCUGCUGUAGGACUGAGGAAUGGAAACCCAGGUCCCACUGCAAACCCAAUACCUGCUGCACAGGAAGGGAGGAAGGGAAUGGAUUGCUAGUGUGGUGGUGGCAGGAUGAGGGAUCGAGGAUGGUGUCAUUCAGCUAAACGAUAGGGGGAGAGAAUGCUGUUAGAGCUAAGAAAUGGAUCAGAACCACCAAGUGGACUAAAGAGAACCAGCUGUAGAAAAUGAACUGUAUUAUAUUUGUACAACACUUUGUAAAGCCGUUGUUGUGUAUGAUAAUAAACUGUAUAAGCGUUUCAUGUUUUUUGUUAGAGAGCUUGAAGACGUGGCACAGUGUUUUGAAGUCACCCUGGCCUGCAUUGUAAUCCUCAAUGAAAUGUAACCAGCUCUCUUUGUUACCUUUAAAUAAGAUAUAUGUUUUAUAUGAAUGUUUUAAAGUCUAUACAUCACAUAUUUUGUGUCAGAUUUCCCUGUAUACAGUAUAUAAAAUAAAAUCAAAUCUCUAUAUUGUGA